Molecule: messenger RNA, 1197 nt
Organism: Pedinophyceae sp. YPF-701
Lineage: Eukaryota; Viridiplantae; Chlorophyta; Pedinophyceae
Source: the annotation of a GenBank genome assembly
AUGGCGGGCCGCACGGCGCCCGCGACGGCGCGUCAGGCCGUUGCUCAGCGCGGCAAGAUCGUCGCUCGCGCUGCCCCGAAGCGCGGCGCCGACCAGGCCGAGAAGGCCGUCGCCGCGGCCGCGCUCCUGGGACUGGCCCCUGCUGGUCCUGCCCACGCCGACGCCAUCGACGACACCGUCUCCGCGCUCACGACCGCCAUCAAGGCGGCCGGGCAGUACGCCAAGGAGGCUGCCGGGUACGCCUCCGAGGCCGGCAAGGCCGCGAAGAAGGCGUCGGAGCUGGCCGCGCCGUACGUCCAGAAGGCCGCUGAGACCGCGAGCCCGUACGUGAGCCAGGCCACGAAGCGCGGCACCGAGGUGGUGUCGACCGCGACCAAGGUGGCUUCCCAGGAGGUGACGUCUGCGGUGCGCAACACCGAGGUUGCGCUCUCGAAGGCCGCGGGCGUCGACGUCAAGGAGGUCGACAACGUCGUCAAGACCACCGAGGGCUUCUUCGUCACCGCCGGCAAGUCGGCGCUGGGCCUCGUCGAGUUCCUGAUGAAGCAGGAGCCGCUGAUCGCCGCCGAGUACCUGGCCGGGGGGGUCCUGCUGCUCUACCUGACGCCGGCGGUCGUCAAGGGCGUCGCCGGCGCGCUCCGCGGCUACAGCGGCGACCUCACGCCCGCGGUCGCGCUCGACACGCUCGAGAACGACGGCACGGCGCUCCUCGUCGACAUCCGCUCCCUCAAGGAGCGCGACACGACGGGCUGUCCCGACAUCCCCGCGCGCGCCGCGUCGCGCAUGGUCGAGGUGGAGUUCGCCGUGACCGAGGACCGCAAGCUGCGCGGCCUGCUGCGCAACCCGGAGGCGGUCGAGACGGCCAUCACGGCGAUGCAGGUCGCGGCGCUGAAGAAGGCCCGCAAGAAUGGCCCGGUGAUCGUGCUCGACCAGAGCGGCUCCACGGCCGUGAACGUCGCGAAGCAGCUCUCGGCGCGCGGGUACGGCAAGGUGUUUGUCGUGCAGGGCGGGUUCAAGGCGUGGGGCGCGUCGAAGCUCGCCGUGAAGGCGCCGAACACCGUGGAGCCGUCGGUGCUGUCGGGGACUGUGUUUGGCGGGUCGACGAAGAAGGUCGUGACCGCGCAGAACGGGACCGCGAAGCGCUCGCUCCCGCAGAACAAGCAGACCGCGCGCGCGCUGCCGGCGGGCCGCCGCGCGUAA